This is a messenger RNA of Chinchilla lanigera (long-tailed chinchilla), 2540 nucleotides long. RefSeq names its product dihydrouridine synthase 3-like (gene Dus3l). Gene Ontology annotation, molecular function: flavin adenine dinucleotide binding; metal ion binding; tRNA dihydrouridine synthase activity. The transcript has 12 exons. The record is from RefSeq and is a predicted model, not a curated record. Lineage: Eukaryota; Metazoa; Chordata; Mammalia; Rodentia; Chinchillidae. Bases 102 to 2336 code for a protein of 744 amino acids. Gene Ontology annotation, biological process: tRNA processing.
GAGCGAUUUGAGCUUGCGCACUUCCCCAGUACGAGGAGGAAGCCCACGCGCGACCCGGAAGGCUUUCUUGCCACACUCCAGAUCCUGUGUGAGGGACUUCGAUGGCGGAGGGACUGGUGGAGGCUCCCGCCGAUAGUGGUGCUGAAGGAGACUCGGGAGUGAGCGUGUUGGAACGGGGAGUGGCGCCCAUUAAGCCUCAAUUCCUCACCACCAGGGAACACUUCCACAGGUUCCUGGAAGGCAAAGGGCAGGAGAAGCUCUGCCAGGAAACUGAGGCAGGAGACCCGGAUGGCAAGGACGUGCCUGAGCCUGAGGCCAAGAGGAUCCGAUUGGAGGAUGGGCAGACGCAGGAGGCAGCGGAGGCUGGGGAGCAACCACAAGCACAGAAGAGAGCGCGGGGCCAGAACAAGGGCCGGCCCCACAUGAAGCCUGCGCAGUAUGACAAGAACCGGCUGUGCCCUUCCUUGAUACAGCCCCCUUGUCCCCCACAGGAGCCGCCUGCGCAGUGUCUCUUUGGGGACCGCUGCCGCUUCCUGCACGACGUGGGCCGGUACCUGGAGAGCAAGCCGCCCGACCUGGGCGCCCGCUGCGCGCUCUUCGAGGCCUUUGGCCGGUGCCCCUAUGGCGUGACCUGCCGCUUCGCCGGUGCCCACCUGGGGCCUGAGGGCCAGAACCUGGUGGCUGAGGAGCUGCUGGCCCGCAGGGCCCACCUGCCGCCCGUGCGCAAUGCUCUGGACAAGGCCCUGCAGCGGCAGCUGCGCAAACGCCAGGUCCACUUCGAGCGCGCAGAGCAGGCCCUGCGCAGCCUCAGCCAGGGCCCCGCGCCGGCUGCCGCUGUCGCCGAGCCCACGACCCCUGAGGGUGACCCGGGGCACAACCACCGUGCUGCCCAGCUGGACCCUGUGGGGCCGGGGACCGGCACCCCGCCCAGCAGCCCUGUGCGGACCUGCGGGCCCCUGACAGAUGAGGACACGGUCAGGCUGCGGCCCUGCGAGAAGAAGCGGCUGGACCUCAGCGACAAACUGUACCUGGCCCCUCUCACAACGUGUGGGAACCUCCCCUUCCGGCGGAUCUGCAAGCGCUUCGGAGCGGAUGUGACGUGUGGGGAGAUGGCCAUGUGCACCAACCUGCUGCAGGGCCAGACGUCCGAGUGGGCCCUGCUCAGACGCCACCCGUGUGAGGACAUCUUCGGAGUCCAGCUAGAAGGCGGCUUCCCAGACACCAUGACCAAGUGCGCGGAGCUGCUGAACCGCACCAUCGAGGUGGACUUCGUGGACAUCAACGUCGGCUGCCCCAUCGAUCUCGUGUACAAGAAGGUAGCCGCCGCAGGCCCUGGGGCGCAGCCUUGCACCCGGCCAUGCUGGCUCACGCCUCAGUUUCCCUGUCCUGGCAGUAAGGGGACCGAGCCAGCUGGUGACGUGGCGGGGUGGCGGUUUGGGAAGGUCAGCCUUUCCCCCCCACGGUGGCAUCUGUGGGCACAUGGGGCCGGGGGUGGUGGAGGGGUGCCAGGCCCACCGCGCUCCACCUGCGCUUCUCACCCAGGGUGGGGGCUGUGCCCUCAUGAACCGCCCCGCCAAGUUCCAGCAGAUCGUUCGUGGCAUGAGCCAGGUGCUGGACGUGCCGCUGACCGUGAAGAUCCGCACGGGCGUCCAGGAGCACGUGAACCUGGCCCACCGCCUGCUGCCCGAGCUGCGGGCCUGGGGCGCCGCCCUCGUCACGCCCGCCCCUCCCCACCUCUCCCUCUCCGCCUCGCCCCUGCGGCCUCCCCCCAGCUCCACGGCCGCUCCCGGGAGCAGCGCUACACCAAGCUGGCUGACUGGCAGUACAUCCGGCAGUGCGUGGAGGUGGCCAGCCCCAUGCCGCUCUUCGGGAAUGGGGACAUCUUGUCAUAUGAGGAUGCCAACCGCGCCAAGCAGACCGGAGUUGCCGGGAUCAUGAUUGCCCGCGGCGCCCUGCUGAAGCCCUGGCUGUUCACGGAGAUCAAGGAGCAGAGGCACUGGGACAUCUCGUCCUCCGAGCGCCUGGACAUCCUGCGGGACUUCACACGCUACGGCCUGGAGCACUGGGGCUCUGACACGCAGGGCGUGGAGAAGACGCGGCGCUUCCUGCUGGAGUGGCUGUCCUUCCUCUGCAGGUACGUGCCGGUCGGCCUGCUGGAGCUGCUGCCGCAGCGCAUCAACGAGCGUCCGCCCUACUACCUGGGCCGCGACUACCUGGAGACGCUCAUGGCCAGCCAGCAGGCAGCUGACUGGAUCCGCAUCAGUGAGAUGCUGCUGGGCCCGGUGCCGCCCAACUUCGCCUUCCUGCCGAAGCACAAGGCCAAUGCCUACAAGUAGCUGCCACCCAGCACCGGCCGGUUUAGGGGACAACAGACUUUCUGCUCGUUGGUUUUUGGGGCAGAGGCUUUGCCUUUUGAGACAGGGUCUGGCUAUGUAGGCCAGACUGGCCUGGAACUGUGCAGCCAGGCUGCGCCCGAUGUGCAGCUCAAGGCGAUCCUCCUGCCUCAGCCUCCUCGAUGCUGGCAUCACAGCCAUGUGCCA